AUGGCUAGCCGCAGUCAUCAGAGUAUCCCCUACUGCGGCCGAAAAACUAAAAAGAAAAAUAUUCAUCUGAACAUUGCCACCUGGAAUGUUCGCACCCUAUUGGACAUGCCUGAACCAUCCAACAGGCCUAAACGAAGGACAGCUCUUGUAGCCCUUGAGCUCGGAAGAUAUAACAUCGAUAUUGCAGCCCUCAGUGAGACCAGACUACAUGGCGAGGAUUCCCUUACAGAAGUGGGUGCAGGCUACACCUUCUUCUGGAAAGGGCUUCCUGAAGGCACACGUCGUAUCCACGGUGUGGGUUUUGCUGUGAAAACCAAGCUUCUGCAGCACAUCCCAGAAUCCCCUGUUGGCAUCAGCGAGCGACUCAUGACUUGGCGUAUUCCUCUUGCCAAGAAACGCUUUGUCACCAUUAUCAGCGCCUAUGCACCAACCUUGGAUGCAGAUAUCGCAAUCAAAGAAGACUUCUACAGGAGCCUUGAUGCAGUAAUCCAGAAAACCCCUGCUACAGACAAACUCCUCCUUAUGGGUGACUUCAAUGCUAGAGUAGGUACAGAACAUCUAAUCUGGGACAAGGUCAUCGGACAGCAUGGGGUAGGGAAAAUGAACAGCAAUGGACAUCGGCUACUAUCCCUCUGUGCAGAACACCAGCUACUUAUCACAAACACCAUCUUCCAGAUGAAGAAACAUCUCAGAACCACCUGGCAGCACCCCAGAUCUAAGCACUGGCAUCUCCUGGACUACAUCAUUGUCCGCCAAAGGGAUAGAAAGGACGUAACCAUUACCAGAGCCAUGCGCGGGGCAGAGUGCUGGACUGACCACCGCAUGGACCGGGGCUUGACGGCAUUCCGCAGACGUGCUGUGCUGUCCUUACUGACAAGAGUUGGGAUAGGACCCUACAUCUACCAUGACCUCAUGAACGACGGACAAGACAGUCUUCUCAAGGACCGCCAAGAGAUCCUUGACCGCUGGGCCAAUCACUUUGAAAGUCUACUAAACCACAUCAACCCUGUAGACCUCAACAUCCUCGACAAGGCACCAGUUAUGCCUCAGAUGCGACACCUAGACAGCCCUCCUGACUUCAGCGAAACAUCCAAGGCCAUCAGGAGCUUAAAAAACAACAAAAGCCCAGGACCUGAUGGUAUCCCACCAGAGGUGUUCAAACAUGGAGGCUAUCUUCUCAUGCGCCGUUUACACCUUCUCAUCACCCAAAUCUGGAUAUCUGAGAUAGUGCCCCAGGACUGGAAGGAUGCUAACAUCAUUGUCCUCUACAAGCAGAAAGGUGACAGAGCAGACUGUGGAAACAGUCGUGGAAUAUCCCUCCUCUCCACAGCUGGUAAAGUCCUUGCAAAAAUCAUGCUGUCUCGACUGGUGAAGUAUAUCUCAGAAUGCACUCUACCUGAAACGCAGUGCGGUUUCCGAAGGUCCAGAUCAACAACUGAUAUGAUCUUUGCUCUGCGGCAACUACAGGAAAAGAGCAGAGAGCAGCACAGAGACCUUUACAUUGCAUUUAUUGAUCUCAGCAAAGCAUUUGACACCAUAAACCGUGACAUGCUCUGGAAACAACUCCACAAACUCGGUGUGCCACCCAAGUUCCUCUCCAUCCUAAAGCAGCUACAUGAUGGAAUGCAAGCCAGAGUUGUCAUGGGAGGACUGCAGUCUGAGCCCUUCACUGUCAAUGUUGGGGUAAAGCAAGGCUGUGUCCUGGCACCAGUACUCUUUAACCUCCUCCUCUCAGCAGUCACAGACCUACUCCACCAUGCCCUGCAGCACAAACAUGGUGUGGACUUGGAAUAUCGCCUCGAUGGUAGCCUCUUCAACAUCAGACGGCUUCAGGCUCACACAAAGACAUCAACAGACCACAUCCAUGAACUCCAGUACGCAGAUGACUGUGCUAUCGUGGCACACACUCCUGAGUCUAUGCAGCAUGCCCUGGACACCAUUUCAGCUCUUUACACAUCCUUUGGUCUUCAGGUUAACACAAAGAAAACUGAGAUCAUGGCUCAACUCUCCACUGAAUCUUCAUCACCUGCUACGUUUUAUAUAAAUGGAAAUCCACUCAACAUCGUUGACCAGUUCACUUACUUAGGCUGCACAGUUUCUGCUGACACCUGUCUUGACAGUGAAAUACACAACCGCAUAAAUAAAGCCUCAUCUGCUUUUGGCCGCCUCCGGAAAAGAGUGUUUGAUAACAAAAAUCUGAAAAUCAGCACCAAAGUAGCAGUGUACAACGCAGUGUGUGUAUCCACCCUACUGUAUGGGGCAGAAACAUGGACCCCAUACAGACGCCACAUAAAAAGCCUGGAGAUGUUUCACAUCAGAUGUCUACAGAAAAUACUCAGUCUGUCCUGGGAAGACCGGAUCCCCCACACUGACAUCCUGAGUACGACUGGCACCAUCAGCAUGGAGGCAGCUUUGGCCAACAGACAUCUACGCUGGGUUGGCCACACCAUCCGCAUGCCUGGAUACCGUCUCCCACAUCAAGUCCUCUAUGGGCAACUACCCGCAUCAAAGCGGGCUCCUGGUGGCCAGAAGAGACGCUACAAGGACUACACAAAAGAUCUCCUGAGGCAUUGCAACAUCAACCCUGGUCACCUUGAGGACCUAGCUGCCAACAGACCAGCCUGGAGAAAGACCUGCAAGAAAGCAACUGAGCAAAUAAACAACAUCUUUAUUGAAAGGAGGACUACAAGACGUGCACAGCGACACCAGAAGGCAGAAGACAACUCCUCUCAAACAUCAGGGCAUGCCUGCUCCAUCUGUGGAAGAGUGUGCGGAUCCAAAAUCGGUCUCCAUAGCCACAUGAGAUGGCAUCAACGCCAAACAACGUUGACCCCACCCCUCCCCCAACCCCCAUCCUGAUUGGAA
This is a messenger RNA of Engraulis encrasicolus (European anchovy), 2865 nucleotides long. RefSeq lists its product as uncharacterized. The record is from RefSeq and is a predicted model, not a curated record. The coding region runs from base 1 to 2859 and encodes 952 amino acids. Lineage: Eukaryota; Metazoa; Chordata; Actinopteri; Clupeiformes; Engraulidae. Gene Ontology annotation, molecular function: catalytic activity. The transcript is spliced from 4 exons.